GCGUUGGCUGGGCUGGAUGAGGGAGAUGAGCCCGGGUCGGGUCUACGGGAAUCGGGUAGUUUGGAGAUAUCGGUGCAGGUACCGGCGCAGGUACAAUUGCAGGUGCAAGUGCCGGUGUAGGUGCCAGUGCAGGUACAGGUGCAGGUGCCGGUGCCGGUGUAGAUGUAGGUGCCGGUACAGGGUCGGAGGUGACAGACAGUUCGUUUUCCUCGUUCGACUGUUCGUUUUCCUGUUCGUUCUCCUGUACCGCUGCAGGUGCAGGUGGGGGUGGGGGUACGAAGACCGCCCCCGGGGUUGGGAGCGCCUCACCAGGCAGGACACCACUCGCCCUCUCCUUCUCCUUUUCUCGCUCUCGCUCUCUGAUCUCCCUCCUUACAGCCCAGAUGUUCUUCCCCCCUCCCGCUCCUCCUCCCGCUCCUCCUCCUCCUCCCGCUCCCGCUCCACCUGCACCAACCCCUCCCGCUCCCGUUCCUCCUCCACCUGCUCCCCCUCCCACCCCUGCCAACCCCGGCGAACCAGGCUUACUCAUCCCUGCUCCUGUUGGCGUAGGCAGCGACGGCAAAGAGGGAAGUGAAGGUUGAGAACUGGAGGGAGAGAGGAGGGGGAGUGUCGGUGUCGGUGUUGACGUGGCGGUUGGAGUGGGGGUUUGUUGGGAUUGGGGGUGAGGCAGGGGAUGGGUGCCGUUUACCCCAUUCCCCGUCCCGUUCCCGUUCCCCGUCCCAGUCGCGGUCCCGUUAGUCAACCCCUGACUAGCCUGCGAAGCGCGCGAAGAAGUAGCAGAUGCGUUUGUGAAGGAUACGGAGGCGGACAAGGAGGUAGAGGAAGAAGAAGCUUUUUUAGCCCGGUCGGCGUAGGACAGCGGUUGGGACUGUGACUGGGUGUGAGGUUGAGGUAGUGGUUGAAGCUGUUGAGGUUGCGAGGAGACCAUUUUAUUGCUCGGAUUGCUCGGAUCGGAUCGCGGUAGUUUUGGGGGGAUAGGCAGCGCUGGUGCGCGGUUUGUGGGAGGAAGGAGUGGGUGGCGAGGGGUUGGGAGGUGUGAGGCGGUGAGGGAUGAGCGAUGGAUGGGUCUAGACGACAAUAGUUAUAGCUAUAGGUUGACGAGGUGUGC
Molecule: messenger RNA, 1108 nt
Organism: Dacryopinax primogenitus
Lineage: Eukaryota; Fungi; Basidiomycota; Dacrymycetes; Dacrymycetales; Dacrymycetaceae
Exons: 2
Coding region: 384-581 (65 amino acids)
Source: RefSeq, a predicted model, not a curated record